AUGAUACAUUUUGCAUCAGCUGUCUGUGCUGCCUUGCAACAAGACUACAGCUCGCUUAAUGUUGAUCUGUCUAGUGUAGCCCACGUCACUGCUCUUUUUUCCUAUCCCAACUGUGCCACGCGUUGCCCAAAUCCCCCACCUAGUCUCGACGAUACCGUCAAGCAUUGGCUGGCUGACAGUGUCCGUCGUGAUGGGUAUAGAAAUGCUACCAUAAGCAUUCAUCGGGAACAUGACAAUAUCACAGCCACGAUUACCGGCGUGCCUCCCGAUUACGGCCAAUUCAUUACGAGCUUCCUGGACCAAGGGUCUUCCGGGCUCUCUGAUACAGAGAGGUUGAAGAAAGAUGGCAAGUGGAAGAAUGACUGGUACUACUUUCUCCCGCUAGGCAUGGCUUUGCGGAACCACCCUACCGUGCAGCUCUUGCAUUUUCCUCCGGAUACGGUUAUGAUGCAAACCCAGGAUUACCUCAAAGCCGCUACCACUCGACGCUGGGCUAACUUGUUGAUGAUCAACGGAGUUGUGGACAAGGAGACGGACAGCUACCAGCGGAUCAUGGAUAUUGCACCCAUCGCUGCGCCCGCUAGCGCCGGGGCAGAACUGGAGGGCAUCUAUGAUUACUACAACGAGUACAGCAGCAAUCUAGUCCGAGAAUGGACGAGACCCAUGGUGAACAGCCACACACCGCGGCCCAUGGUUGCCUUUGGGGGCCCUGCCCGCCAGUGGCUAGCGGACUAUUAUAAGCUGCCUAAAGUAAACGUGCUUACUUUGACAAAUAUCACUCCGGUUGGAGGACAGAUAGUGCCGGUCUUGGGAGCGAACCACCCGAGCAAAAUCUGGUACGCUGCAAACAUCACUCUCAAUCAUGGAAACGAGACCCAAGCAGAUAUCGUUGGCUUGCGAACCAUGACGGAAGACCUCACAAGUGCUUGUUGGCAGGCCAGCAUGGGCAAAGACGCAGCCAGUAACCCGGCAGUUGCCCUUCAAAAAUGCUCGGUGCAGUGGCAGCAAACAAGGAGGAAGGAAGCGUGCAAGUCAUUCUACACCUCUAUACGCCAUCUCAGUGAGCCAGCAGCUGAGAAAAAGUGUAGUACUUAA
Aspergillus fischeri NRRL 181 is the source of this 1095-nucleotide messenger RNA. RefSeq lists its product as uncharacterized. The record is from RefSeq and is a predicted model, not a curated record. NCBI's taxonomy places the organism in Eukaryota, Fungi, Ascomycota, Eurotiomycetes, Eurotiales, Aspergillaceae. The transcript has a single exon. The coding region runs from base 1 to 1095 and encodes 364 amino acids.